UCUGUUCGCGUGCGAUCUGCUUUCUUUCUCUCUCGCGGUCUCAGCUCUCGGCUCGCGCGCACGAUUUUGUCGCCGUCCAAAGGCAUAAAAUUAAUUGAUCUUGUCCAAUAUUUUGUUUUCAAUUUCUCGUUCCAGCAUUCGUUGAUUGUCUGCUCUUUUACGUUAUGUUUUUCCGCAGAAAAUGGAUCCGGCGGAGAUGAGGACGUUGACGUUGAGGCAACUGGCGGAACAAAUGGACCAAAUCAACGCAGAAAGCCAGGCGAGGAUUGAUGCUGCCUCGGCGCCCCUAAAGCAAACCUGCAAUGACAUGCGACGUGCUUUCGAGAGAUACAUGGACGGUCGCGACUUCUUCCCGGUCGAGUCGCAGGAGGAUUUCGACAUCGUCUUCAUCCUCCGCGAUGAAGGCAUGCGGUUCAAGGUUAGGCUCUGUCGAGAGCCUCUGGGAGAUGCUCUGUUCAGGGAUCUCCAGACAAAACUGACCGUACUCGGUGACGUCGAGUUCGACACCGACGAGCCGCCUCGCCCCUGUGACAGUCAUAUCAUAUGACCACUACUGGUUGAGCCCUAGAUAUGAACCUGUCAUUUUUUCGAUAUUGUUAUGAUUUUGGGAAUUUUUGCAUUUUAUUAUUAGAACCUCUACAUACUUCUCCGACGUAUCGCAUGUACGAAUUUAAAUUCUGAUGCGUCCAACAUUACACAGGGUCUCUGACUCUGGGCUUCCAAGGGGGAGUUUUGGGUAGCUAAUUAAUGGGUUCAAUUUACUCUAGGGAGGGACCCCAAGCAAGUUCUCAGGAACUCGUAUCAUCAUAAAUCUCAUAAACCCAUCUCUUCUUCAAUGGUUUGGUCAGAUAGUUCUUGUGUUUGAACCCAGCUACAAUUCGCAACAAUGCGGCUUAACAUUUUUAUGGCAAUGACAUACAAGAACGGUUCACUUUGUCAUUACCAUAUAUCAUCACAAUCGUCCACGGUACAGCUACAAACCACAUUCAUAGUUGUUGGUCCUAGCUAGGCAACACUCCUCAUGGUCCUACCAACCCCUAGCCUCCAUUGUUGUUGUUGUUGUUGUUAUGUCUGUUCACAUCUGCUGCCACUCUAUCUUUGCUGCUGCUCGAAGUUUCCAUCAGCAUCCCAGUUCAGAGCUUUGUCUGUUACAGAAGAAUAUGAUACAGGGCAACGAGAGACUAUCAGCUAUUUAUUCACAAAUCAGGACAUGAGUAAGGUAAAGCAGAGAACAAUAUCACUUCAAGCAUGUACAUGAAUGAUCUAGACCCCAAAUCAGACCAAGGAAAACUAUCAUCGACUAACUUCUUAUACGUACUGCUCAACUUGUGGUAACACAAACCAGACUACAUAUAUUGAUCACUCCCAGUCCCAGUAGAUUGUCGAGAUUUUCAGUUACGCGAACCUCAAGGUAACCCACACAGAGCAGCUCCAAGAAGUUGAGCUUCACAAGUUAUCUUGUGUUAAAAGAAACGACUAACAAAAGUUACAUGACGUUGGAUUUGAUGACAUUGGAAACUGCUAUAAAUUAAAACCUCUGUUGCAAGCCCAAAUGCGUAAUAACAGUGCUCCAAUAGCGGUUGAUAUGACUGAAUCACAGUGCAUGUCGUUUUGCAUUGACAGUUUCUUCAUCUCUUCUCGAGUGUGAUCAUCAACAAAUUCAAAGGGUGGCAAUGAUGUGUCGCAUUUGUAUGGAAAAACUUCUAACUAGCACAUUACCUUCUUAUCUAUGUAUGUCUUAAGUCUCAACCUACGGUAGAACCAACAUGUAAAGAAGACUGAUACGAGAACCAACUCGAGACUCCCCGGACGGAAACAAUGGUAUAACCCAGGCUCACAAAAUCAUAUGUUCGAGCAUAAUACUCCGGAGAUGGCCACCAUCUAAUUGUUAAGGAAAGGACAUAAAAUCUGCAGCAACUG
Messenger RNA from Linum trigynum, 1920 nucleotides. NCBI's taxonomy places the organism in Eukaryota, Viridiplantae, Streptophyta, Magnoliopsida, Malpighiales, Linaceae. The record is from the annotation of a GenBank genome assembly.